Molecule: messenger RNA, 14352 nt
Organism: Hemicordylus capensis (graceful crag lizard)
Lineage: Eukaryota; Metazoa; Chordata; Lepidosauria; Squamata; Cordylidae
Product: immunoglobulin superfamily DCC subclass member 3-like
Exons: 15
Coding region: 3748-6129 (793 amino acids)
Biological process (GO): cell-cell adhesion; axon guidance
Cellular component (GO): plasma membrane; axon
Molecular function (GO): protein binding
Source: RefSeq, a predicted model, not a curated record
UGCUCCGGGAAUUAACCUCCCAAGACUGCCGCUUGUGCAUGUAUGUAGCAUGAUUCAGGUUGGAACACAGGAAGCUGCCAUAUACUGAGUCAGGCCAUUGGCCUAUCUAGCUCAGUAUUGUCUACCCAGACUGGCAGCGGCUUCUCCAAUGUUGCAGGCCGGAAUCUCUCUCAGCCCGAUCUUGGAGAUGCUGCCAGGGAGGGAACUUGGAACCUUCUGCUCUUCCCAGAGCGGCUCCAUCCCCUAAGAAGGGGAAUAUCUUACAGGGCUCACACAUCAAGUCUCCCUUUCAUAUGCAACCAGGGUGGACCCUGCUUAGCUACGGGGACCAGUCAUGCUUGCUACCACCAGACCAGUGUACAUAGGUGGGCGUUCCUAGCUGCCACUAGAGUUAACCCCCUUUGAGAUUGAUUCAGGUGUGCAUAGGCUGGCGUUCCUGGCUGCCACUAGAGUUAACCCUUUUUCAGAGCUCAUUCAGAUGUGCAAAGGUGUAUCUUCACUGCUACCCGCCCCACACUCUGAGUUCAUUUUAAGCAUACCAGCUGACAUACUGUGCAACGUUAUGUUUGCGCCGUUGCGCCACUUGUUUUAAUCUGGAAGAAACGUAAAGAUCCAGAGAGGUGGAUGCAAUUGUCCAGUGCUUCCAAAGUUUGAACUAAAAAUUCUCCCUGCGUUUGGGUUUGGGGGGGGAGGGUGUGUGUGGAUAACUUCCACGUCUACUUCUAGCCAGACCAUUGUGGGGGGGAGUGGGGAAGUCUCCCCUAGCAUCCUGCCUUGCCUUGUCAGCCAAGCAAGUAUUUGGGGGGUGACCUCCCAUCCUUUCCCCACCCCAUCUUUAUUCAUCAGCCAUUAAUCCUCCUGCAGCAGACGAGGGAGGGGGAAACCCAGUCCUAGCUCCCUGAGGUGGGGAGGAGAGGAGACCUCCCUUGGCCCCCCAGUAGCAAUUCGCUACCCUAACUGGGGCUGUGUGUGAUUGUCUCACAGCUCAAGUUUGUGUUGACAAGAGCAAUCUGAAAGUUUUCGUGCCCUGAAAAAUGCAGGCCGAUAAAACAAAAAAUGUCUGCUCCUCCCAUCCCUGAUCCGAAUUUCCUUUUCUUUCUCGCCUAUAUCCUUCCUGUGUGCCUGGAUGGAGUGCAGUAAAAACAUCAUCAGCAUUUUAUCCACCAUGCAGGGUUGCCGGUUGAUCCCGUGUCAGUGGGGAUUGGAUAAGGCAGCCUUAACUCUGCCCUGAUACUUGGGUGAGAGGCUUUUAAAAAGGGAUCCCAUUUCAGGUUCUGGGAGAGGAGCGGGCAAAGAGAUGUCUCAGUGAGGUGGGGCGAACCACAUCCAGCUCCUCAGCUGCACUCUUUCAAGGCCUGCUGUUGGGACUCAGCCUAGUCCCCCAAAAAAGCAUAUUGGAAGAGAGAGCCUUUCCUUUUAAACCCCACUUGUCAAGACUGCAUCAUUAUCUGUUGAAAUAAGAGCCUCCCCAUCUCUGGCCACUUUUAAAAAGGCACUGGAGACACACUUAUUCACCCAGGCUUUUCAUUAGAUUUAUAGUUUUAAAUAAUUUUAAUACUGGGUUUUAAACGUUUUUAAUCUUGUAAAUGAUUUUAAUUGUUAACUGACUUCAUGUUUUAAAUUAUUUUAACUGUAAACCGCCCAGAGACGCAAGUUUGGGGCGCUAUACAACUAUUUUAGUAAGUAAGUAAAUUUAUUACAGUUCUUAGACUAGCUUAAUAUUUAUAGAAAUAUUUGAAAUAAAAUAAAUAAAUAAAUAAAUAUUGAGGGGACUGUGUGGGUUAGUGCAGUGGUGGGGAGAGUGUCAGGUGUCGGCUGUUGAGACCUGGGUUCAAAUUUAGCAAAGCCAACUGGCUGGCUUGGGCUUCCCGCCAACCUAAGCCACCCUGCAGGGUCGUCGUGAGGGCAAAAGAGAGGCCUGAGCAUCUUGGAAGAAGAGUGGGAUGAAAAUAUCGCUGUGUUUGGCGUGAAAUAUCGAUGGCUCCCUUAGAAAUGGUGCCAUGGGGGCCAAGAUACAGGGUGGGGUCUUGCACGAGGAGCCCUCCCUCCCUCCUCCAGCCCAAAGUAGCAUCCUUGCUUGCAGUUUUGGGGGUGGUAGGCCUAGGGAAGAGGGGUCUCCUCUCAGGCAGGCGCUCUGCAAUUAUUGCCAUCCUCCCAGACUCCCUCCUUCCCAGCUCUUCCCCUCACUUCUGCCAUAAAAAGGGGCCAGGGGCUCAUUGCCCCAUUGUGAGGGGAUAAUGGGCCCAGCAGCUUGUGAAAGUGACACCAUGAAUGGGGCUGAGGGGAUGGGUAGGGAAGGAGGUAGGCCCCGUCGCCCUGGGUAACCGCAGGGGCUCUAAGUGCAGCUAAUAGGAUAAGAGGGUCUGAAAGAGAAGGGGUGGGUGGGACGCUGGAAGGCCCCACUUCUAAUGCUCAGUGGCUUGUGGGGUGUGUGUGUGUGUGUUUCACAUUGUAGGCCUCAGGAACACAACCCCCCGCCACCGCCCCCAAUUUAGCUUGGUCUCGCAUCCGUGCCUAUAUGCCCAAGGUGAGGCAGUGCUGUAAUUUAUGCAGCUAUGCAUAAUAUUGGUGCCCGUGCAAGCAAACAAAAUCUUCCGGCAAACUAGCAGAAUGGUCUUGCAAAGGAGGAGGAAUUUGGCUAGGGAUUUGUGGGGGCGGGGGGCGGGGAGGCAUAGGUAGGACUCCUGGGUCCCAUAGAGAGGGGGGGUUUGGUGGCUGGCACUGCAGGGCAGGGGUGACUUUGGCUUGUGGAGAAAGUGUCUGAGAAAAUUCUCUGGACGUUUCGUCUUGGAGGGCAUGCUGGAAUUCUCCCUCAGACUUUGACAUUUCUCUACAAAGUUUUAGUUUCUCCUCAGAGGAAUUCUCUUCACAUUUCGGCAUUUCUCUUCACACUUCAGCUUCUCAGAGGGUCGCUCACAUUUCUCCUCAGAGUCGGACGUUUCUUUGCACAUUUCAACUUCUCCUCAGACUGAGGAACACUGAAAUCCCUCUUCAGAGAUUUGUUUCCCCUCUGAGGGACCCUGACAUUUCUCUUCAGAGUUGGGCAUUUCUCUUCACAUUUUAGUUGCUUCUCAGUUUCACCCUGAAAUUCUCUCCCUUUGGAUAAAUUUCGUUUCCAAGCCUAGCCCAGCCCUCUCCUGCUCAGUCAGGAGGGGUCUGGAAGAAAGGCCUCCCUCCAACUUGCUCCAGAUAUUUGGCCUUCAUUCCAUGGGUCAGCACUGGGGAGUUGCACCAACCCCUCCAUACUAAGGGCUUUUCAGACAUGCAUCUUGUGCCUUGAUGACUGCUGCAUCAAGGGGUGACUGCAUGUGUGAACAGUCUCUCACAGAUAAGAACCCUACAGAGAAGUCUUUGAGAGUUCUUCACAUCAUCUCUAGUAUUUUUUGGUGCAACCAGUUCAAUCCUUCAAGUGCGGGGGAAGGUAAUAUUCUCUGUAUUUUCUCUUGUGUGUGUGUUUGGUGAUGAUUUCUCACUAAAAACAAGAGGCAAAGAUACUAGUCCUCAUGGAAAUAGUACAAAACAUGAAAGCAUCUUCCAUGUUGUUUUUUCUUCAGGGGAAAGUAGGGGAAGGAUUAGAUAAAUGCUAGAAGGAUAAGUUGCAGUAUUAGUUUUAGCUAUGGCAGGCUGUUUUGCACAAGUUCCGUUAUUUAUUGACUCUGCUGUUACAUAAUAACAACAACAACCCAGGACCAUGUAAACAAGGUAAAGAUCUCCAUACAAAAUCUCCAAAACAACAUACAAAAUCAAAUGUACUUAGAAUAUUUGAAGUCAAGAGAAUCUGUCUUGCAACUGUUUCUGAACAUCUUCGUUACUGAAUUUUUGGCCAUGCAAAUCCUGCCUUCCUUUGAGCAGUAUAAACAAACAAUACUGUACGCUUCAUCUAUUGGGUUUUUGAAUGCUGUUUCCCGCUGGCUUGCCAAAUUUUGGGGGAUGUCGUGGAGCGUCUGGCUGGUUCUCGGGCUGUUUCUGCAGGGUUGGGGUCUGGCCCGCCCGUCGGAGCUGGCGUUUGUCCUGGAGCCCAGUGAUGUGAUUGCCGUCCGGGAUCGCCCACUCUUGCUACACUGCCAAGUGGAAGGAGAGGCUCCCAUUGCUAUUACCUGGUACCGGAACGGAGCAGCACUCUCCGACGACAGCCACACGACUGUCUUGGCCAAUGGUUCCCUCCGCCUGGAGAGCGUGCACCGGCGACCCCGGGGAGGAGCAGCAGACACCAAUGCCAGUGACUCAAGCGCCGGGGAGUACAGCUGCACGGCCCAGAACCGCUAUGGCCUCCUGGUCAGCCGCAAAGCACGAGUGCAGAUUGCUACCUUGUCCAAAUUCCACAUGCACCCGGAAUCCAUGUCGGUCGAGGAGGGAGGUGUUGCCCGGUUUCAAUGCCUCAUCCAAGGCGUCCCCGAGGCCACGAUAACCUGGGAGCGUGACCGUACAGCCCUACUGACAGAUGACUACCGCUUCACCCUCCUGCCUACCGGUAUCCUGCAGAUUACGGGCGUGAGGCACUCCGACGUGGGCACCUACCGCUGCGUGGCCAGUAACAUCGCCAACACCCGCUACAGCCAAGAUGCCACGCUGAGUAUCAGUGUCUCAGCUCCAAAGCUCUACAAGGAGCCAGUCAUCCUGUCCGGCCCUCAGAACCUGACCAUCACCGUGCACCAGACUGCCAUCUUGGAAUGCAUCGCCACUGGCAACCCUCGGCCCAUCGUCUCCUGGAGUCGCCUGGACGGGCGUUCCAUUGGCGUUGAAGGGAUCCAGGUCCUAGGAACUGGCAACCUCAUGAUCUCUGAUGUCUCAGUGAAACACGCGGGCGUCUACGUCUGUGCUGCCAAUCGGCCUGGCACCCGUGUGCGCCGUACUGCCCAAGGCAUCCUCAUGGUACAAGCACCGCCUGAGUUUGUGCAGUGGCCCCAGUCGGUCUCCAAGCCCCCGGGCAGCAGUGCCAUCUUCACUUGCGUGGCACAAGGUGUGCCAGAGCCCCACCUGAUCUGGCUGAAGAAUGGCAAAGUCCUGGCCCCUGGAGAGAACAUCAAACUCACCCACAACAACAGCACCCUCAUGAUCCAGCGGAUCACCUCAGCAGACGAAGCCAUUUACCAGUGUAUUGCUGAGAACAGCGCUGGCACCAACCAAGCCAGUGCCCGGCUAGCUGUGGCCCUGUCCAAGGAGCUGCCCAGCUCUCCUGAGGGCAUCCAGGCCACGGCCCUCUCCACCACCUCGAUUCAGGUGUCGUGGCUUGAGCCCCCCAUGGAGGUGACAGAGGCCAUCAUCGGUUACGUGCUCCACAUCCGCAAGGCGGGAGAGUCAGACAGCCGGGAGCUGCAAGAAGCCGUUAGCAAAACCACCUUCCAGCACAUCUUCACCAACCUUGAGCCCUCUACGACAUACUCCAUCUACCUGAAGGCCUAUUCACCACUCGGUGCCAGUCAGGAUUCCCAGCCCAUCCUGGCGACCACGCUGGGCAGCAUCCCUGCAGCCUUGGGAUUCUUCACCAAGAUCCUCAACACCAGUGCUGUCCACGUCUUUUGGGAGCUGCCAGCCAGACCAGGCCGGAUCGAAGGCUUCAAACUCUACCUCCGGAAGCUGCCCAGCGCCCACUACGAAGGACCCCAGCUUUUGCCCGGCACGGCCAACUCCUUCACCUUCGGCGACCUGGAGCUCUCGGCCAUGUACGAGAUCAAACUCCAGGCCUUCAAUGGGAACGGAGACGGGAACAGCAGCGUGCGAUUCAUCUCGCUCAAGGAGAACUCGGAGAGGCUGGAUGCCAACCCAGUGUGCCAGUGUGGACAGGACGGGGACAACUCCUUAGCAGGCAUCGUGGUCGGUGUUCACAUUGGCAUGGCCUGCAUCAUAUUUUGCGUCCUCUUCCUCAUGUUCGGCUACCGCAAGAGCCUCUUCUGCAAGAAAGGAACUCAAGAGAGUUGGACGGUCCCCCAGGGAAGAGAGCCAGCCCAGACCACCACCCGGGAGCCUCCUCCUCGGGCCCAGCGCAAGCCUGAGGGCGGAGCCACGCCUUCAGAGAUGGUGGAACUGGUCACUCAGAACCCGCCACCCUCCGACGGACUGGCCACCCGCGACACUCCCCAUUUCGAAGUGACCGUUGAGCGCUGCCUUCCGUCCCAACCCAGUGGUUAAGCCCGCGUUGGUGGGGACGGGGUGGGGGGAGGCCCCAGCUGGAGCAGGGGGGUGGCAGCUCCACAGUGGCCCGGCCUCCCGCGACCCUGCCGCCCACCCCACCCCGCCCAGGAUUCCAACCGCAAACCUCCAAAGAAUCUACCUCACCUCCGCUGGACCGCCAGGGUCCGGCCCCAUCGCCACCCUAGCCAGUUGUCCCGGAUUAUCUAUUUUUGAUACAGAUACCAAAACUACCUCAACCUGCCAGCCACUCUGGCGGCCCAGUUCCUCCCCACCCCGGCCAGAGGUGGGGUGGGGGGAGAAGGUGGGGGGCAGCUUCCACAGCAGCUGGGAGACCCCAGCCCCCGAGGCAGACCCUUUUGAGGGGCAGCGGAGAGAAGUGUGUCUGCCCCUCCUUCUCAGCUGCCUCGGGCCUGGGGUGGAAGCUGGCCCCCACAAUUUUGCCGAAGCCAACCCUCCGUUAACGAUUGGGGGUGGGGAGGUUGAGGCUCCCAAAAGUGUCCCAAACGAGAGCCACAUUCUCCACUGUGGGGUGAGUGAGGAUCAUCCCUUUUCGACACCCCCGCCCAUGGUGCCUGGGCGCUCGGCACCAGCAUACCAAAUAACGCCAAACCAAAAGCGGGAGCAGCAGCAGCAGCAAACCCCCAGCCUGGUGAAUGUCUGCCCGCAGCGGCCCCCUUCCCUGCCAAGAGGGGGCGGGGAGAGGGGCGCCCUUCACCCAGAGCCUUGCGCUCCUCCCCACCUUUUCCCCCAAUAGCUUCUCUUGCUGCUUCCUACAGAGUGUCUUUUUGUGAGAUAUAUAUAUUAUAUAACGUCUCUAUCCAAAUAUUUUUUAAGAUGAUACAAGAAAUUGCUGAACUGCUUUCCAAAGAUGUAGAGCUUUAAACCAUACGGACAACGAGAGCCUUAGCUUUCUAGUUUUCAGGAGCAGGAGGGGGUCGGCUCUCCCCCGGCCCCUCACGGAGGGAGCUCUCUUCAGUUGGAAGGGGGAGAUAUUUAUUUGAAAAACCAGAAGCUUCUGCUUGGUGUCUAGACAACCUGCUUGAUCGAGGGUUCGCCCAAUUCCAAACCUCAGUUUCCUCCUACAGCCCCCCUUGCAACUGAAGAGCGCCUCGGCGAGCCCGACUGGGGGUCACCAGAGUGUGUGACGCACAGUUCCAGGAGCCCAGAGAUGAGUGCAACACCAGCGCCCCUCCUUUUCCGCCGCCUCCUCUUUUGUUUUUUUCCUGCCUUUUCCUUUCCUUCCUGCCAAAGCUUCUUCCUCCUCUUUCUUCUUUCUUGGACGCCUACGUUGGCACGGCAGACGGGGCAACUCUGCCCGCCUCUCCUCCUAAGGCGGCUCUGCAGAGCACGAGCUCAGUUCCCAGGAGGAGCUCUGCUUCUGAAGGUCAACAAGCCCAUCAUGCCCAAAGGAACCAUGAGAGAGCAUCUGGGCUCAUGCAGCCUGCAUUCACCUUUCUGUCAGAUGGCCCCGGCCUGCCCCACCUCUUGGGGAGGGCUUCGGCUACCUUUCCAAAUAUGUGGCUGUAGGCCACAGCUAUUCAGUGCGGAGGAAAGGGCAUUCUGCACAUGCCCAGGUGGCUCUUCAUGCCACUUGAGCCUCUGUGCUGCUCUUCCUGGAGCUCCUGAACCCUCCUUUCUGAGCACCAAAGCCCCAGCCAUUUGGGAACCCGGCUGGCUGAAGCAAGCAAGAAGCAGGGGCCCAACCUUAGAUGCCCACUCAGGAAAUUUCACUUUUGUAACAACAUUGAAUAUACUCCACACAUUUCAGCAGCUCUCUUCCUUAAGGCAGAAGAGUCUCUCUCUGUCUUAUUCCAGAUCACAACUAGGAAACAGUUAAGUGUAAGGAUGUUCAGUCAAAAAGCCCACAGAAUCCCGCAAACUCUCCCCUAAUCAGGGAUUCAGUCCAUUAAAAAUUUGCAUGCUGAUCAGGUUCAUCAGUACUUUCAAACUCUCCAGUUUGCACACUAACUUUAAAAAGCAGUUCCAGAGCCAAACACUUUGAACCGGUUCAGAUAAAUGUCAUGCAGAAUAAUCCUCUUUAGCUUAUAAUGUAAAACUCUCUGAAGUGAGUACAGUAACCACAGUAUUUAACGUGAGAAAACAGACAGACGGUUAUCAUUUUAGACUUGGGGAGACGUGUGACUGCCUCUCACUUACUCCUUUCGGUAGGAGUGAGCCACAGUUCUGAAUACUCCUCUACAUUAAAAGGUUUCUGCAAGGAGAAAAUUAGCUCAGCAGGGAGUGAACUCACCUCGCUUUCUACUUUUCAAGGAGUUCUUUCAAUACAGGGCAGAACUCUGGUGUAUCGGGGUGGAAAAGCCACUCCAGACUGUGUUUCUCUCCACUCUGCUCACAGCUGUCCAGAUUUGGGCAGGCUCCACCCAUAAUCCAGCAGAGUUUUGUUCUGACUGUACCUCUUGAUGGUCCAAAUUCCAUCUUUGCCCCGGCUCCACCCACUGGCCCUAACCAAAGAGUUAAUAUCUUAAUGCAUAAAAGGUGGCAAAUUCAGGCCUCCUGGAUGACCCUUGCAAAAACCACACAAGUUCCAUCCGUGUCGUAAUCUCCGUGUCGCUGCCAAGCAGGCGUCCUUUCUGUCUGUCCUCUUUCUGCUGUCGAUUGCCCACUCUUUCCAAAAAGAAAAAGAAAAGGGGAAAGCAGCACAGCCAGGCCACAUGAGCCUCUCUCCUUGUAUGAGUGACCUCACGCAUGAUCUUUUCUGUGUGCUUGCGGGAAAAACCACCAACCAAGUUUUGUGUACAAAGAACAGAACAAAAGGAGAACCAUUAGGUAGGUGUUUUCUGAAGCUUUGCUGUCCCCCUCUCACCUUAAUUUCUCUCUAGGAACUAUAACCAAAAUACCCCACCUUUGCCCUUCUUUUCCCCACCAAAAGUAUGAAGAAGAAAAAAAGUUACCCAAACCUUUUCUUUUGGAUUAUUUUAGUGCUUUAGGCAAACCGAUGUUUUUUCAUAGCUGAAACGAGUUGAUCUUUUCCCCUCCCUCUUUGAUAGGAAGUGUCUCCCCGUGAGUGGAGACACGCACAGUGGUUCUGCAGUGAGGCCGGAGGCCAACAGGAAAGGGGGAAGUUCCAGCAGCACCCACUUCCUGUCGGGAUGCACUGCCCCAUCAAAAAGUCACUGCCCCUCAAGAAGCCAGAGUCCAGGUUUCCCGCUAAUAUAUCCACCACCGUCCACCUCCAUCCAAGAGCAACCAAAGGAACGUUCCAAACCAACCGUUGUAGCUAUUACUCAAAGACGCCCGUCGGCUGCCAUCCCUGGCCUGAUGAGCAAAAAAGAACCUCCCUGUGUAUCUCUAACCUGAUGGCUUUAAUGACCCCCCCUUGUGUCCUCCUGGAGCCUCUCUUGGGCUCUAGGCCAGGCAUCACCACCUCACUCAGUGCUUCAUUGGCUGAAGCAAAAAGUUCAUGGCAGUCUCCUCUGACAGGGAUGAGUCCUCACCCGGACUGUGAACUUCUCACCAAAGAUGCCCACUUUACCAUGGUAAUGUCCAAACCACGUCCACACAGAUGCUUUUUAAUCUGUGUUGCCAGAAAAGCAGAGUUGAAAUGUGCCCUCCAGGGCCUUCUGCCUCAAGCCACACCCAACUAGCCCCCCUGUCCCUUGGAGAGGUCCAGGGGAGAGGAGUCAGAACACCCGUCCCGACGGCACGGCUUCUUGGCUGGUCCUCCCCAUCUCCAUACUUGAAGAAAUACUUGUUUGGGGGUAGAACACCUUCCCUUAGCCGCUGCUCAUAGGGGCUGCCCUGUACAGCCCCGCCCCAUGCAGGUGUGCUCACAAACAAGCCCUUCUCAUCGGCUAUGACCCUGAUUGGAUUGUUACUCCCUGCCACAAGUCCAUAGGAUUAAAUCAGCCACCAUGUCAGGGUUCUUGUAGCAUCCCGGCUGGUUCCUGCCCUCCUCCUUGCCUUGCCCAGUUGUGCUUUGGCUUAUGAACUCCCCUCCUUCCUGAAUCUGCAGUGCAGCCACUGCCAGUUGGAGCCCUCACUCGAAAAUCGCUUUAAUUGUUAGCGGUGAAUGUGUGACAUGGUCACUGUGGCCACAACAGAUGUGCUCGAACUCACAAGUAGCACUCUAGCAGAUCAGCAAGCCAAAAUCCCUUCCCUUAGUUAGAGACCUUCUAUAUCUUCAGCUUUGCUUUUCCUACAGCCACAGCUUUUUCCUACAGUCAAACAGGGCUUGUCCAAAUCACUUUGGACAUUUUCACACUUCUUUAAAAUGGUGGAUGUAUAUUACAUCAGGGCACUGCACAGCUUCAAGACUGCAAGCCAUAUGAUGCAGUGCCACUGUGGCCAAAUUUGUUUGUGUGUCAGUGCAAGAACAACUAAGUGUUUGUGCAGCUUUAAAGACUACCCAAUCCAUGAGACUGUGUAUUAUAAAGCUUUGAAGUCCACAGAACUCAUGAUGCCAUGCAACCACUGGUAAAAAAACAACUAGAGGCCUGAAUAAGAGGUUUGCAUCUUGUUGUGCACUUCCCGGAGUCUUCGGAGUGGGUGGUAUAUUAAAUGUCUCUCUAACAAUAAUAAUAAACCACCUGUCUGACUGUGUAAACAAGAAAUAAUAAUAACAGCAAAUAGCUGAGAAAGCAGUGAAAACAGCCUGCAUUAGAAGCAAACCUCUUUGUGUUCUGGGAAUACUUAUCAAGGAAUGUCUAUGAACAAAAGAGAUACAAAAAUAAAUGCACAUAUAUAUGUAAAACCAAAAAAAUAUCCUAAGGGACAAUGCCAUACAUUUCUCAAAACGCAUGUACUUUAAACUUGAAUUUAAAAAUUGACUUUAAAAUUCAAGCUAAAUACACAGAAAUAUAUAUAAUGUUGUGGCGGGGAGGGGAAUGAUAAUGCCACCAUUGAGGCUACAUCCCCAAAGCAAUAUUCUUUGGGGGAUAUUACUCUGAAGGUCAGAAUUGUUGAGCAUUACAGCAGUACAGAACAGAAGAGAGAAACGGAGCCUCUGGUUAAACACUAUUUGGAAUGUGGACAUAGGGCUGAAGACGACAUGUGUGGGGCCAUUACCCCCAUAGAGAGGAAGGGAUUAUUCAGACAGAAGCUUCUUAGAAAAGAAGCCGCUUGGAUUUUUAGACUGGAUGCCCCAAUUCCUAAUGGGCUAAAGGCAAGCAUGCACCACAUAUCCCUGGUAAACGAAUUCCUCUGUUUCUUUUGAAUAAUUUGUAUCUCUGUAGCAGGUCACGCCAGCCCUUUGGGUUCUGUGUCCUGGGAGUGGGCAGCAUGGUUCUGGCUUCAGCAAUAUUGUGAAUUUUCAAAGAAUAUUGCUUUGGGGAUGUAGCCUCAUUCUCAUCUUUUCAAAAACAGGGGCAGGGUUUUUCUGUCUAGCUGCCAUUUGUAUCUGAGUCUGUACAGGAUACAGGUGUCUUCUAAUGCAGCUUUUUUGAGUGAAAUUAGAGACAGCUGGGUCAGUAGAAGAGUUUAGUGAGUGAGGCACCUUUCUGGAGAGAAACUUUCAGCAGGCUGCUUCGAGCUUGGGCAAGAAUACCUAUUUCUCCCAGGCAGUCAAGUGGAAGUAAGGAUUGACACUUUACUUUUUAAAUAUAGCAUCUUUUGGGUUGGUUUCUUCAUAUUAUGGACAAUUUAUUUUUCAGUGUAUUUAACUUGUACUUUUAAAGUUAAGUGUAAAGUGAUGUGUGCUUGAAGGAAUAUAUGGUAUUGUCCCUUUGUAUAUCUUUAUAGUUUUUAAAAAAUCUUUUCCUUGAGAGAGAUUCUUUUCAAAAUAUAUUCCUCACAGGAUUUGCUCCCUGUCUGUGUUGUUCUCCUCUGAACCUGUUCUAGUUUAUCAGAGUCCUCCUCCGUAAGAUACGAGGCCCAGAACUAGAUACAGUAUUCCAAGUGCAGAAUUGACUGGAAUGUCUAUUAUGCAGUGAAACAUUUAUCUGGCUAAGUUUCAGAAGGUGUUGAAGGUGUCCUCCUUCUCCUCCUCUAAAAACCACUCUGCAUUUUAAGUUUUGCCAUCUCUAAAUUGAACGGCAUACAUCAAGCUUUCCCGCAAAGGCAAUAUCCCAUAUGGCUUCAGCCACCACAAACUAGCCCUGUCCCACUGCGGUCUCUAGCCCACCCCCACUCCCAGUGAAAUCAGUGGGGCUUGUUUCCCUGCAGACCUCCAUGGGGCUGGCUGUAGGCCAGUUUGGAAUGGCUGAGGACUUAGUAAUUCAUCUCCUAAUGAGAUGGUUAACAAAAUACCUGGAAUAGCUUCCCCACAAAAAGACACAACAGCACUCCCAUUUUCUCUGGAAGUUCAGGACAAAGGGAAGAGAAUCCUGUUUGUAGUGCUUGAAAAUGGACACCCUUACUUUAUCAACUGCCCCAUUGAGUACCCCCCCCCACCCCGCGCUUUCCUCCAGAGGAAAUGCAUCCAGAGAUUAUUUACUUACUUUUAAAAACUAGCCCCAAAAUUUGUUUUUUUAAAAAAUUAUAUUGGAUAAAAACCCCAGGGUUUUAUCUGCCCACAUGGAGUACAUUAUCCAUUUAUGGCCUAAAAAAAAAAAAGGAAGGGCCAGGCUUGAAAAACAAAAAUCAGUGCCAAGAGGCAGUUCUGACUCACACAAGCAAAUGGCUGUUUCUCAAGCCUGCUUGACUGAAAUGAGGCUCUAACCCUCCAAUGUUGGUUUUUUUUAAGCUCCCCGCCUCCAUUGCCUAGUUGCCCAUCUGCUGUAUUUAAACUUUUUCUUGCUCACUUCCAAACCCUCCCCAAAAGGUGAGUUGAUGGGUAGAAAAGUGUUGCUCACUUUCUGCCCAAUUCUAGCCCUUCAGGCGGAGAUUCAGAGAGAAAGGGGUCCCCUGGUUAAACAGCUCCUGACCCAAUUUAAGCCAAUAGUAGCCAAAAAUCUGUUAAUAGAAAUUGAUAUUUUGACCACCUCAGAUUCCAAAGCCCUUCAGCAGCUCCCAAAGACUGGAGAUUUGCAAGCUAAUUGUCCCUUGUUGAAAUAUCCCACUUGCCCUGGAUUUAAUAUGGCUCCAUUUGUAACUGUAAUACAGACCAAUUGGAUCGUUGGGGUCAGUUGAGGUGAUGUCCUGCCUGCCUGCCCCCCAUGGCGGGAGCCCGGCCUCUGCUCCUGCUGAACCACUGUGAAUAGUGCUAUCUCUAAGACAAAAGGCUAGAACCAAUGAGACAAGAAAAUGUUUUUUUGAUUUUUUAAAAAAAUGUGUUUUGUGAAACUAAGAGAAUGAAACAAAAGCUUUAAGAAGCCACAGCCAGAGUCCUUCCAGAAGAUUAACUAUUGGAGAAGGGAGGACCUGGCUGGGGAAAAGCUAACAUCCUGUGCAAGACAGACAGUACGGCCUAAGGGUGAUGGAAGAGAAGAAAGGAAACAAGUGUGUUGGGGGCAGUAGUGGGAGGGAGAAGUGGGGUUGGCACCUGACCCAGAAGGAAACCACGUGGUCUCCAUCACUGUCCACUGCAGCACUGGUCCCUACUAGCAGGAACUGGCUGUUGGCUGUGAAAUCCACAGUGGCUGUCAGUUACUCAGCAAGAGAGAAGGAAUUUAAAGGACCAAUUCAGCCAAGCCCCAAGUAGCCUGUCUCAAAGGGUUGGGGAGGCAGGGAGAGCUUUAACUGGCAUUUCAGAGAGUGCCCACACUUGCCUCCCGCCCUGCAUGGGUUUAAAAACUGCUUCUUCUUUUUUUGCAGGGAUGUGGUGGAGUUUUCAAAAUAGUAUUCCAAUGCAAAUUUGCUACAGUUUUCUUAAUUCUAAUUUUGGUCUUACUCUAAACACCAGUAGGGCUUAGAAUUUUUAAAGGUGUGGCUGUAAACAGCCUCCAGACUAAAUUAGUCAUGAGUAAGUCCCAUUGAAACAAAUGAGUGAACUUUAUUUUGGUAAGCUGAUGUAACAUUUCUCCACACUUAAGUAAAGAGGUGGAGUGUUUGUGUGUUAGCACCCAAAGCAUUUCAGGCUUCCCCCAAACCACCACAUCUCACAUUUUUAUUUAAAUGUUGUUUUAUUGCUUUUUGAAAUGGUUAAAACAAAAUAUUGUCAGGAAAGUUCCCACCCCAUCCAAGGUAGUCAUUGAGGCAUCGGGAUCUGGAGGCUGCAGUGUGAUGUCCUGAAAUCUUUCUUGCCUGUGUUGAAAAUUAAAAAAACAAAGUGGAAAAUGUCUCCUGGCUAUAUGUUUUCUUGGGGGAGCGAGUGCUGGAAUCUUUCAUGGUUAACAAAGUUGACUUUGGAACAGAAGCAUGGUAAGGAAUCUGGAUUUUCUCUCU